AUGGCAGAAAACUGGAUUCAGGAGAUGAAAAAGAUCCUGACUGUACUGCACUGCACCGAUAAGCAAAGAGUACUAUAUGCCAUAUUCAGAUUGACAAAGGAGGGCGAACGUUGGUGGUCUGUUGUGAGGCUCUUGGAGGAGUGGAGGCUAGCACCAGUGGCUUUGACCUGGGAAAGGUUUAAAGAGAUUUUCUUCGACCACUAUUUCCCCUCCUCGGUUAGGGAUGCCAAGAUGGAGGAGUUUCUGAAUUUAACGCAGGGUCAUUUAACGGUGCCACAGUACGCUGCCAAAUUUGUGGAACUGUCGUGUUUUGCUCCCUUCAUGAUACCCGAUGAAUUCAGGAAGGCCCAGAGAUUUGAGAGAGGGCUGAGGCAGGAACUUUAUGAGCAGGUGGCACUAUUGAAGAUACGAGAUUUUUCCGAAUUGGUGGAUAGAGCCACCAUAGCCGAAGCUAGUCGAUAG
Molecule: messenger RNA, 462 nt
Organism: Malania oleifera
Lineage: Eukaryota; Viridiplantae; Streptophyta; Magnoliopsida; Santalales; Ximeniaceae
Exons: 1
Coding region: 1-462 (153 amino acids)
Source: RefSeq, a predicted model, not a curated record